Messenger RNA from Clupea harengus (Atlantic herring), 6430 nucleotides. It is a transcript of the gene cgna, whose product is annotated as cingulin. Gene Ontology annotation, molecular function: microtubule binding. Gene Ontology annotation, biological process: microtubule cytoskeleton organization. The record is from RefSeq and is a predicted model, not a curated record. Gene Ontology annotation, cellular component: bicellular tight junction; myosin complex. Lineage: Eukaryota; Metazoa; Chordata; Actinopteri; Clupeiformes; Clupeidae. The transcript is spliced from 21 exons. The coding region runs from base 1 to 3672 and encodes 1223 amino acids.
AUGAGGAAGUAUGUCUGUGCCCGCCUCUGGCAGGAAGACCCCUGUGGAUUAUGGCCUUCAGAUCCGCUUCAUAAACGACCUCCAAGACUCGGGCGGGGGUGGAGGUGGGGUCGGGGGUGGGGUGUGGGUGUAGGUGCGGGUGUGCCGGCCCAGCGUGACGUCCCGUCCAAGAGCUCCACCAGUGGCAAGGCGUCGCGCUACGGGGUGGCAGUGCGUGUGCAGGGCAUCGGCGGCCAGCCCUACGUGGUGCUGAAGGAGGGCCAGAAGGGCGACUCGUACGGAGUGCAGCUCAGGACACACAGCUACAGCAGCCUGCCCAGAGGGGGAGAGGACCCAGGCCAGAGGUCCUACCCUCCAGCAGAGGACGGGGGGUUUCUCCGACGCGCCCAGUCUCACGGCUCGCUGUUGGACCGCGACGGGGACGCCGGCGACGAGUUCCAAGACCACCUGGGUCGUCCCCCCGGAGACGGCCGCUCUGGGAGCUAUGGCAACCUGGAUGGAGGGAUAGGAGUCGGAGCAGAGAGAGGCCGGAGAGGAGGAGGAGGAGGGAUGCAGAGGAACCGCUGGGGAGGGUCACAUGACGUGGGGCUCAACGGCUCGCAGGGCACGGGCAGCGAAUACGGCUCCUCCGAGUCUUUCCCCGACAGCCCCCCUCGAGCUGCCAGCGCCCCGCAUCACCCACCCCCCAGCCAGACUCAGCCUCCGCAGAAACACACCCCGGUCAACCGCCUCAUCAGCCAGUUCAACGGAAGCCGCAGUACCGGAGGACCUGCCAGGGGGCGCUCUCCCGACGUGGACGCUGCACGUCCGGCUGCACCCCCUCCCUACGUCUCCUCCGCUCCCCCCCUUGUCUCGAACCCUUACUCCUCGCUGCCCUCAUCCAAUCAAAGCAGCCUGGGGCGGGGCACAGGGUCCGUCGGCAAAAUCACGCCCGUGCACAAUUCCUCGUCCUCUUCUCCGGCCAAUGAGUGGCAGUCACCGGGGCAAUACGGUGCUGUAGAGACCGUACCUGCCAAUCAAGCAGAGGCACAGGUGACCCCUGACCUCCUCCUGGACCAGAGUCAGAGUUCCGGCUCAGAGUUCUCCAGUGAGGAUGAUCUGAUGCAGCAGAUGAUCUAUAGUGCCUUACGGCAGGGGAGCGGUGAGAGUGAUGCUGUCAUCAAACAGAAGGUCCGAGUGCUCUGCAACAAGAUCCAAGCUCUCAAGGGGCCCCAGGCGAGGCAUGCUGACCCCACCCUGAAGGUGGAGCUAGAGGAGUCUCGGGACGAGUGUCUGCACCUGCAGGAGCAACUUGACCGAAAGAAGAUCGAGCUUCACCAGAUACAUACUGAGCUGACUCAGUUGCGGAUGGACAGAGAGCGAGCCGAGGCCCGUGUGCGGGAGCAGGAGGAUCAGCUGGCUGGGCAACAAGAGGAGCUGAGGAGAGAAGCCGAGAACAGAUCACACACCGACACACUGCAGACGGAGCUGAUGGCGCUGCGUGCGGAACAGGCUGAGCUGAAGGCGGCGCGUCAGAAGCAGGACGAGACGCUGCGUCAGCGGGAGCGGGAGCUGACCGCCCUCAAGGGGGCGCUCAAGGACGAGGUGGCCACGCACGACCGCGAGAUAGAAACCCUCCGAGAGCAGUACAGCCAGGACAUGGAGAAGUUCCGCGUCAACAUGGAGCAGGUGUCACAGUCCCAGGCUGGUAUUGAGGCGGAGCGGCAGCGUGUGAACGGCACUGUGAGGUCUCUGCAGCAGCAGCUGGACGAGAGCAGAGAGGAGGGCGAGCACUGGAGGGGCCAGUUCCAGAGCAGCAGGGAGGAGCUGCGUGCCACCAGACAAGAGUUGCUCCAGGCUCGUCUGGAGAAGGAUGAGUUUGAGGAGGAGCUGAAGGAGCUGCAGGAGAAAGUGGAGGUCAUGAAACAGCAAAUGCCCGACCCUAGUCAAGCAGACGCGCUCACAAAGGAUCUUGAGCGUUGCCGUGGCGAGCUGAAGCAGGCCCAGUUGGAGGUGGAGAAGAUGAGGUCGGAGCGGGACAAGAAGCUGAUGGAGGUGGUGUGCCUCAAGAAGGGCAACCAGGAGCAGGAGGCCGAGCUCAACUACGAGCUGGACCGCCUCCGACAGCAGACGCGCCGCGACAAAGACGAGCUGGCCAAAGCACACGAGAAAGCCAAACAGCUGGCCGACCCCUCAUUGGUGGAGGCGCUGCGCGGGGAGUUGAGGGACGCGCAGGCGGAGGCGGGGCAACUGCACGGCCGUCUGGCGGAGCGAGACGAGGAACUGCAGGCGGAGAGGGACCGACUGCUGGCCGCCAAGACGCAGCUGCACACGCUCCGAGAGCAGAGGGAGGAGCAGGAGGACCUCCACACGCGCCUCCGGGAGAAGCUCGCACGUCUGGAGUCCCAGCUGCAGGAGCGAGAGGGCCAGAGCUCGGAGGCCGAGCAGGAGCUCCAGCAGGAGGUGGAGAAGCUGAAGUCCCAGCUGGAUGAGUCCAGGCGCGGCAGCUCCAAGCUGGGCAGGGAGCGAGACGAGCUGGCCUCCCGUCUGGAGGAGAGGGAGCGGGAGAGAGAGGCGCUGCGCAAGGAGACCAGCCAGCUGGACGACCAGAAGAGACAUACAGAGCGAACGCUGGACAGAGUCAACAAAGAGCUGGAGCAGAUGUCUGCGGAGGGCAGGCAGGCGGUGGAGGCAGUGCAGUCGCAGCUGGAGGAGCAGAGGGAGAGGGGGCGCCGCGAGCAACAGGAGCACCAGAGGCUGAGCCGAGACCGCAUCGCCGAGCUGGAGAAGGCCCAGAAUGCACUGCACUCCAUGCAGGAGGAGCUAUCUCGGCAGAAGAAGGAGUACAUUGCGAGCUGUGAGGAGAAGGACAACGCUCUGCUGGAUAAAGAGCUGCUGACCAACCGGCUACGCCACCUGGAGGGGGAGCUAGAGAGCCAACGUGGCAGCCACAGCGACAAAACCCGAGAGAUGCGCAGCAUGGAGGAUAAGAUGAAGCAUUUGGGGAUGGAGCUGGAGGAGGAGAAGAACACAGUGGAGUUGAUGACUGACCGCAUCACCAGGAGCAGAGACCAGAUAGAGCAGCUGCGCUCUGAACUCAUGCAGGAGCGAUCCUCUAAACAAGACCUGGAACUGGACAAGAAUGCCCUGGAGAGACAGAUAAAGGAGUUGAAGAGCCGUCUGGCGGAGAUGGAGGGGAGUUCCCGCUCCUCGUCUGGCGUCUCUCAGCUGGAGACCCGAGUCGUUGAGAUGGAGGAGAGGCUACACAGUGAGGAAAGGGAGAAGAAUGCAGCCUUGUCCUCACAGCGUCGCUUGGAGAGGAAGCUGAAGGAGAUGAACAUUACACUGGAUGAGGAGAGACAACAGUACUCAGAACAGAGAGACUCGCUGUCCCUGCGGGUGAAGGCGCUGAAGCGUCAGGUGGAUGAGGGGGAGAGUGAGGUGGAGCGUCUGGAGGGCCUGCGCAGGAAAGCCGUCAGGGACCUGGAGGAGCAGCAGGAGCUCAAGGAGGCCAUGCAGUCACGAGUCAGCGCACUGGAGAGCGAGCUCAAGAGGAAGGCCCAGCAGGCCAUGCGUCCGGUGCUGGACUCUGCCAUGAGCUCCGAAGACGAGUACGACGACGACAGUCUGUACGACCCCCACAGUAUCACCUCCAUCAUCACCGAGAGCAACCUUCAGACCAGCUCCUGCUGAGAAGGAUGUGGACGAUGGGGUGGGGGGUGGGGGAGGGACUGAGGGGAGCUCAGCAGGAGAAGCAAGAACACUUUAGGUGGCUGGUACAGGGUUUAAUAAGCUGUCAUCUGCACUGGAGCAGUAGGGUAGCAGUAGGGGGUGGGGGAGGGGGUGGGUGGGGUCCUUAGGAGCUGAAGGUGUGGGGACAGGGAGAGAGUGAGGGAUUCUACAGAGUACGAUGAGCACUAAGGUUGGGGCAGGGGUUCAUGGUGGGGGGGCGUUGAGGUCAAGAGUUAUUAUGCAAUGGAAAGAACUGUCUAUACCACUGGGGGACAAUACUGGACUUAGGCUAAUUUAUAUAUUUUUACUAGUAGAGGUAUGAAUGGGCACCAGUAUACUGGAGUUCACUGUAUUAAGCAGCAACAGACUGGGAGACAGGGUGAGGAGGUAGGUAGUCUUUGCGUUUACGUCGGGGGAUAGCGUAGAGAAGAAGGGGGGGGGUAGAAUGAGAAGGAAGGGGAGGGUUUGAAGAGCACAACGAACAUUCCACUGGGAAAGAGGGAGAGAGUCGGACCGGGGCAUUGAAACCCGAUCAGUCUGCACACCCCUCACUGGACACUGCAGACACAGCCACCCGAGCGAUAGGGAUGGUCCUCACACAGUUCAAAGUGCCUGACAGGCCCACCUGUCAUGACUGCUUCCACACAGGCAGCUAACACUAAUGCAGCAGCCCAUUGCUACCACAUCGUAUACGACUGUCGUUUUAAAAAGCACACUGCACAGUACAGUGUCAGUCAUAGGCAAUAAGCUCCCUGAUUGACCACAGUCAGACCUGACACAGUGACACACUUCAGUGACAGCAAGGUAGUAGCAAUAACAAAAUGGUACUCAAAAGGCCGACUAGAGAACAAUAAUGAUGCAGUUGAUAUAAAGGACCACGUAAUUAUCACAGGGCAGUAUUCAGCCUGCAUAGAGCACGCCAGUACAUGUCAUGUGACCGUAAGCAGUAGGCCACAAGCCAAACCACCGGGAACAGAAUGUUGUGUCGGCAUCUCCAGUAGCAACACACUGAAGCCAUGUGCUACAUAACACACUACCUUCUUAAGAAGACACUACCGUGUGCUGAUGGCACAUGCUGAAAGAUUGCGCUCAUCAUCUCUCCUCUGUAAUUUGAAAAAAAACAUAACAAUUCAGUGGUGUUUAUUGAGAGGCCUUGACCUCACAGGGAUUGCAGGGUGUGAGUUGAUUGCCCUGUAAUUUACAAACACGCAAAGGUCUCAACUGGCCACUUAAAAACAGCCAUGUCACCACCAUCGCACAUUUUAAUGACUGGUUCGGUUUGAUGCGUCCUUGCUGCACGUUUACAGCAGCCCGCAAACCUGCAAAGACAUUGAUAAACUGCGCAUGGAUUUAAGAAGAAUUAUCCAUGAAGCCAACCGUAAGAGACCAUAGAUAGAGGCAUGUUCCAGAUGCAUUCUGUAAUUAUAUUAGACACAUGAGGACUGCAGAAUGCUUUGUUCAGUAUACACUAUGCCGAAACAUACUCAGUCAUUAUUUACAAGGUCCUGUUUUUGAUGCCGUCACUACAAAGCCAAUCACCUGUUGUUUAAGUAGGCCUGCUUAUAAGAGAAGGGUGUCUUGCACUUGUUAUAGCACGCAGUACCUAUAUACACGAAAUACUCAAGUCAUGUAAUGAAGUGAAAAACUGUAGCACAGUGUCAGUGUGUGUAAUGCGAGCAUAAAAACAAUAAUCUAAUUUAUACUUCUUAACAUUCCUGUUCUCUUUCUGAUGACAUUUGUCUUGUCUAGUGUAAGUGAUUUUUGACACAUUUGCUUGAACAAAAACAAGAACCAGAUUUACUACGCAUGGUUGAAUGGAUGAGUAAUUUACGCAACUUACAAAGUACCUGCAUGGUCAGAUGUAGUGUCUAAACUAAGGUUUCACUCCUCAGCACUGAGAUAUUGAUAUGGUCGUCGUUGCGAAAAAUUCCAUUAAAUCAUGCAGACAAUUUAAUCACACUCACAACGAUCUCAGAAAUAAUCCAAGCUUCCCUAUAACUUCAAGAUAAAGAUUAUGAAACGACUCUCUGAAGGGAAGUCUCUCUAUCUUUAUUUAAUAGUAGUCAUAGCACAACAAAGCUUUUGUUGGCCAUGUUGGGGGCAUUGUUUUAUUUGCAAUAAAAUUGCUUUGCGGUGGCGGAGUUGCAACAUUCAGUUUGACCUGAGAAUAUCAGCAUUAUUAGCCAUCACUACUAUCAUCAGCAUUAUUACCCAACCACUACUAUUAUCCUGAAUCACAGACUCUUCUCUGCACAAAUACUGCUAUGCAUUCCUGAUUGCAGUGCUCCAUUAACUGCAUUUCUGUAACUUCACAUCAAUGCCUUACAAUCAUCAUGCUGUUUUUUUAUUCACUCAGCUGUAAUUGUGUUUUCAUAGUCAUUCCAAAGGAUUGUAAUGUGGUAACCUCCAUUUUGUACAUGAUCUUUGUAUUUAAGUAGCCUUUGUUUUGGAGCAAUAUUUUACAUUGAAACAAUCAGUGAUUAUGAGUUAAUUCAUUGUAAUUUGUAAUUGUUUCCCCAAUGCAUUUGUACAUGGAACAACUGGUACCUUAGAGAUGGUUUUUGCUGUAUUUUUAUUUUAAUGGAGUAUUUUCAUAUGUUGCAUGGUACAACAGCAAUAAAUAAGGGUUGUUUGGAACUGUAAACCUGUAUUUUUACAGUAUAAAAUCUUUUUCUAUUUAAAUAAAAUCUGCAACAUGAUUGUUACAGUAAUAUAGUUA